GCGGCAUCGGGCGCAGGCAGCUCGGCUCGCCUGGCCGGUCGACUGUUCGGGCGGUUCCGUUCGGACCCCAGCCUUGGCUCUAGCCUCGCGAUGGGAGCCGCUUCCCGGGGGCAGAGCUGGUCAGCAUCCUCGACCUGCCCUCACACCUGAAGUCAGAGAAGAGCCCUACCCUUUGCCCCGUUUUGGGGUCUACUCUGUCUGUCUGGUCUUCAGCCCUAGUGGCUGCCCAGUUUGACAAAGGAUCAGGACAAUGAUACUGGCGUCAGUGCUGGGGAGCGGUCCCCGGGGCGGGCCUCCACUCCGGCCCCUCCUGGGGCCCGCACUGUCACUCCGGGCCAGCUCCACUUCAGUCACGGAUACACACCACGUGGAGAUGGCGCGGGAGCGCUCCAAGACCGUCACCUCAUUUUACAACCAGUCAGCCAUCGACGUGGCAGCCGAGAAGCCCUCAGUCCGUCUUACUCCGACCAUGAUGCUCUAUUCAGGACGCUCUCAGGAUGGCAGUCACCUUCUGAAAAGUGGCCGGUAUCUGCAGCAAGAGCUGCCAGUGAGAAUUGCUCACCGCAUCAAGGACUUCCGCAGCCUGCCCUUCAUCAUUGGCUGCAACCCCACCAUCCUGCACGUGCAUGAGCUGUACAUCCGUGCCUUCCAGAAGCUGACAGACUUCCCUCCGAUCAAGGACCAGGCAGAAGAGGCCCAAUACUGUCAACUGGUGCGUCAGUUGCUGGAUGACCACAAGGAUGUGGUGACCCUCUUAGCUGAGGGCCUGCGUGAGAGCCGAAAGCACAUAGAGAAUGAGAAGCUUGUCCGCUGCUUCUUGGACAAGACGUUGACUUCACGGCUUGGGAUCCGCAUGUUGGCUACACAUCACCUGGCACUGCACGAGGACAAGCCUGACUUUGUGGGCAUCAUCUGCACUCGCCUCUCACCAAAGAAGAUUAUUGAAAAGUGGGUGGACUUUGCCAGACGCCUGUGUGAGCACAAGUACGGCAAUGCCCCCCGCGUCCGCAUCAACGGGCACGUGGCUGCCCGUUUCCCUUUCAUCCCUAUGCCACUGGACUACAUCCUGCCGGAGCUGCUCAAGAAUGCCAUGAGAGCUACGAUGGAGAGUCACCUAGACACUCCCUACAACGUCCCAGACGUGGUCAUCACCAUCGCCAACAAUGACAUCGAUCUUGUCAUCAGGAUUUCAGACCGGGGCGGGGGAAUUGCUCACAAAGACCUGGAUCGGGUCAUGGACUACCACUUCACUACGGCCGAGGCCAGCACCCAGGACCCCCGGAUCAGUCCCCUUUUCGGCCACCUGGACAUGCACAGUGGCAGCCAGUCAGGACCCAUGCAUGGCUUUGGCUUCGGGCUGCCCACGUCACGGGCCUACGCGGAGUACCUUGGUGGUUCCCUGCAGCUGCAGUCCCUGCAGGGCAUUGGCACAGAUGUCUACCUGCGGCUCCGCCACAUCGAUGGCCGGGAGGAGAGCUUCCGCAUCUGACCCCAGAGUCCUUGGCCUGCUUGCCUGCCCAGCCUGGGCCAUAUUCUGCCAAGACCUUCCAGGUCAGGCAGCGUCCCAACAUGCUCCAUUUGCUGCUGUAUCUUGGGUCUCAGAUCCCCAGACAGAUGGACUUAAUGUGGAGCUGGGCACCCCCACCCUCAACAGGGUCCACUGUUUCCCUUCCUCCAGGCCUUUGAAAGGGGAAAUGGGGACCCGUGAGGCCUCCAGCACCAGCUCCAUCAUUCUCGUUCCUGGGGGACCUCCCCCACUUGGACCUGCUGUUUAUUAUUAAAGUUCAUAUUUUGAAUGCCCUCGUGGGCCCUGUGUGUGGGGUAGGCAGGUGA
Trichechus manatus latirostris (Florida manatee) is the source of this 1833-nucleotide messenger RNA. It is a transcript of the gene BCKDK, whose product is annotated as branched chain keto acid dehydrogenase kinase. The record is from RefSeq and is a predicted model, not a curated record. Gene Ontology annotation, biological process: protein phosphorylation; regulation of glucose metabolic process. The coding region runs from base 251 to 1489 and encodes 412 amino acids. Gene Ontology annotation, cellular component: mitochondrion. NCBI's taxonomy places the organism in Eukaryota, Metazoa, Chordata, Mammalia, Sirenia, Trichechidae. Gene Ontology annotation, molecular function: pyruvate dehydrogenase (acetyl-transferring) kinase activity. The transcript has 12 exons.